UCAAGCUCAGAAAGGGAGAGGAGAUGGCUGGCAAAGACUGCGUGAAAGUGGCAGUACGGGUCAGGCCUUUCAACAAGAGGGAGAGAGAUGCAGGAAGCCGCUGUGUGGUGUCCAUGACGGCGAACACCAUCACGAUCCAGGACCCCCGUAACCCACAGGUGCGCCGAACCUUCACCUUCGACUACGCGUACUGGUCUCACAGCGGCUUCGUCAGGAACAGGGACGGCCUGUUUGUCGCCGAGGAAGCAGGUGGACGCUAUGCAGACCAGGGGAGUGUAUUCAACGACCUGGGACAGGGCAUCCUGGAGAACGCUUUGCAGGGCUACAAUGCCACCCUGUUGGCGUACGGACAGACGGGCUCGGGGAAGAGCUACUCCAUGGUUGGCUACGGCCCCAAUAAAGGCUUGGUGCCCACCUUGUGCGAGAGACUCUUCCAGGCGGUGCAGGCCAACCAGGACAGCUGUCAGUGUCAGGUGUUUUUCAGCAUGCUGGAGAUAUAUAAUGAGCAGGUGAUUGACCUGCUGUCCCGAGGCAGCCGCUCUCUGGGCGGACUGCGUGUGCGUGAGGACCAGCUGCGGGGGUUCUACGUGGAAGGCCUGCGGCGGGUUCCGUGCGACAGCGCGGCUCGGGUGGAACAGCUGAUGGAGCAGGGAACGCGCACCCGCACCACCGCCGCCACCCACAUGAACGCCAACAGCAGCCGCUCACACAUGCUCAUCAUCGCACAGCUCAAACAGAUCUUCUCCAAGGAGAACAUCACCAAGCAGUCCAACAUUAACCUGGUGGACCUGGCAGGCAGCGAGCGGCAGCGCUGCUCAGGGCUGGAGGCCGACCGGCUGAAGGAGGGCACGGCCAUCAACGUCAGCCUCACCACCCUGGGCAACGUCAUCAGCUCUCUGGCAGAUGCUGCCCUGGGGAAGAAGGCGGUGCACAUCCCCUACAGAGACUCUGUGCUCACCAAACUCCUGCAGUCUGCUCUGGGGGGCAACAGCCGCACUGUCAUGAUUGCAACUCUGAGUCCCUCGGAUAUUUGCUAUGAGGAGUCUUUGUCUACGCUUCGUUAUGCAGAAAGGGCCAAGCGGAUUCAGAACAAGGCCGUGGUCAAUGAGAGCCCCACCGAGCGGCUGGUCAAGGAGCUGAAGGCGGAGAACGCCAAACUGGUGCUGCGCCUCAGCCGGCUGGGCCAGGAGGGACGCAAGACAGAGGAGGAGACCAAGGAGCUGCGCAGACUGCUGACUCACAAUGAGAUGCAGAUCAAAGCCAUACAGACCUUGUGGGAGCAACACCUCCAGGAGGCGCUCAAGGACUGGGAGAUGCAGUACGCCACUAUCACACAGGAACGGCGGAUGAUGCAGAUGCACCCCUACAUGCUGAACAUCAACGAGGACCCACAGCUCUCUGGAGUGGUCAAGCUCUUCAUCCAGGAGGGUGAUUGGGAUGUGGGCCUGUCAGAGGGCACAGCUAGAGCCAUCCCUAUCAAAGGCUUAGGUAUUCAAGAGAGACAUGCUGUCUUCACCAAUGAGGACCGCAGGGUCUCCGUAACCCCUGUGGCAGGGGCAAAGGUCAUGGUGAACGGCCUGCCCAUCACGUACCGCACUGAGCUGCAGCACCUGGACCGGCUGAUCCUGGGCUCCAGCAGCACCUACCUGUUCAUCGGCUUCCCCUGUGAGCGGGGCGCGGACGACUGGAGUCGCUAUGACUACGACUACUUCCAGUCAGAGCUGGCGGCCGCUGAGGGCAUCCACAUUCCCACAUUGUGCGAAGACCAGAGCCAGGGUUCCAGCCAGACGGACCCCAGCCUGCUGGCGGUGUUUUACGACUACAUCAAACUCAUCCCCAUGGUGACCGAGGCCAACCAGAUGAGCCAGGAGCUCAAUAAAGGAGUGGAAUUCAAGCUGGAGAUUAAAAAUCUGGCCAUGUCCGACUGUCGGGGUCGUGACCUUGAGAAGGACAUCGCUGUACGGGUCACAUCCCUGGAGAACAAGCAGGUGUGGAUGUGGUCGAAGGCCAAGUUCAUCAACCGUAAGUUCCUGAUGGAGGAGGUGUACCACCAGCAGAAGCAGCAGCUGCAGCAGGUGGAGAGCGCGUCAGGGGAGGGUCAGGGGUCGGGGUCCAAGCGCUCGGUGCUGGCCCGGGACCGCGACCCCUUCUGGGACCCGCUGGAGCCGCUGCACCUGGGCAGUGCUCACCUGUGGCUGCAGUCGCUGGCCUUCCGCAUCCCGCUGGAGGAGCAGGUGGAGGUGCUGGGGCCUGAGGGUACCGAGGAGGCCAUCCUGCAGGCGCAGCUGCUGCCCUGCAGCCCCAUGGGAUUUUGGGGGCAUGGGCGGGAGGACAUCCUGAUUGACCCCACAGAGCUUCUUGGCAAGCGGCUGGACUUUCAGCUCUUCCUGGAGCAGUGCUGUGGCCUACGGUGGCUCAAAGAGGCCAAGAACAGAGGAAUGCAGAUUGGCUUCCGGGUGUAUGACUGCCCUCAGAGCUUCUACACUCCGGCCGUGUGGCACAACGUCAACCCGCUCCUGGAGCACCGGGUGCACUUCAGCGCCAUGCGCACCUCUCAGGACCUGCUCAACUACCUGCAGAGCAGCGCCCUGGUGCUGGAGCUGUGGGGCCUGCAGGAGGGCUGUGCUGAUAUGGUGUCCUCCCUGGAGGGACUGAGGAUGACCCCAGAGGGCAGCUUCAUCAUCGACAAGGCCAGUGCACCAGACCCAUCUAUGCUGGAGUGUCCAGCGUCAGUGUCGGACCUCAGGUCAUCUCUGAGGGCUCUUCACCAGGACAUGGAGCAUCUGAGGAGCGUCAACGCGGCACUGAGGAAGGAGAACAGCUCACUGAGAGAACAGCUCAACAGAGGACCAGAGAGCGGGCGUGGCAGAGUGGAGCGGCGCGGCAGCCUCCGGCCCAGCUGUGAUGCGGAGCUGGCCCGCGCGCUCAAGGUGUUCUAUCACAGCAUGACCUCCCUCAGGGCCCAGCUGCAGAGACUGCGCCGACACAGGCCCAGCGAGGAGGCAGACCUGUUGGGCCUGAGGCUGUUUGUGGACGAGCAGUCUCGCCUGCUCAGGGACUUUGGGGAGCAGCUGGAGCUGAGCGUCACGGCGCUCAAACAGGACGUGGCCACUAUAGUCCGGCGCAAGAGAGAACGUUCCGGCAUCUGGUCCUGAGGCACAACCCGCCAUCUUACAUUCUUCAUAUCAGUGCUUUGCAGGACGCAUACUUGCACACCACUCCCUAUGAACUA
Messenger RNA from Sardina pilchardus (European sardine), 3232 nucleotides. RefSeq names its product kinesin family member 28 (gene kif28). The record is from RefSeq and is a predicted model, not a curated record. The transcript has 24 exons. Gene Ontology annotation, biological process: microtubule-based movement. The coding region runs from base 24 to 3155 and encodes 1043 amino acids. Gene Ontology annotation, molecular function: microtubule motor activity; ATP binding; microtubule binding. Lineage: Eukaryota; Metazoa; Chordata; Actinopteri; Clupeiformes; Clupeidae.